Messenger RNA from Piliocolobus tephrosceles (Ugandan red Colobus), 2547 nucleotides. RefSeq names its product acyloxyacyl hydrolase (gene AOAH). The coding region runs from base 391 to 2457 and encodes 688 amino acids. Lineage: Eukaryota; Metazoa; Chordata; Mammalia; Primates; Cercopithecidae. Gene Ontology annotation, molecular function: acyloxyacyl hydrolase activity; calcium ion binding. The transcript has 22 exons. The record is from RefSeq and is a predicted model, not a curated record. Gene Ontology annotation, biological process: negative regulation of inflammatory response; lipopolysaccharide catabolic process.
ACAGAUCAGUUCCGGCCAGCCUCGAGGCUCACAGGGUUUAUGGUCACUGACUUAAUUGAGCCAGGGAGCACGGAAGUGCCGCCACUGUGCAACUUAGGUUUUCUUUAUCCUGCAGUUUUUACCUCAGUAGAGCUGCACACCAGAGACUCGCUCCAGCUGUUCGUGUGUGGCUCUCUCAAGAGCAAGCUGUGGGUCUGUGAGUGUUUAUGUGUGCUUUUAGUCACUUCACACUUACUGAAAAGUGUGUAUGUGAGAGGGUGGGGUGUGUGUGUCAAAGAGAGUGAGGAAGAGAAGGAGAGAGAGAUCAAUUGAUUCUGCAGCCUCAGCUCCAGCAUCCCUCAGUUGGGAGCUUCUGUAGCCAGGUGAUCACUUGGGGUGCAUAGCUCGGAGAUGCAGUCCCCCUGGAAAAUCCUUACGGUGGCACCUCUAUUCUUGCUCCUGUCUCUUCAGUCCUCGGCCUCUCCAGCCUACGAUGACUCGUCCAGGCCCAGAGACUCGAAUGGGCACACCUGUGUAGGGUGUGUGCUAGUGGUGUCUGUGAUUGAACAGCUCGCUCAAGUUCACAACUCGACGGUCCAGGCCUCGAUGGAGAGACUUUGCAGCUACCUGCCUGAAAAACUGUUCUUGAAAACCACCUGCUAUUUAGUCAUUGACAAGUUUGGAUCAGACAUCAUAAAACUGCUUAGCGCAGAUAUGAAUGCGGAUGUGGUAUGUCACACUCUGGAGUUUUGUAAACAGAACACUGGCCAACCAUUGUGUCAUCUCUACCCUCUUCCCAAGGAGACAUGGAAAUUUACACUAGAGAAGGCAAGACAAAUUGUCAAGAAGUCCCCAGUUCCGAAAUAUUCUAGAAGUGGUUCUGACAUUUGUUCACUCCCGCUUUUGGCCAAGAUCUGCCAGAAAAUUAAAUUAGCUAUAGAACAGUCUGUGCCAUUCAAAGAUGUAGAUUCAGACAAAUACAGCGUUUUCCCGACCCUGCGGGGCUAUCACUGGCGGGGGAGAGACUGUAAUGACAGCGACCAGUCGGUGUACCCAGGUAGAAGGCCAGACAACUGGGAUGUCCAUCAGGAUUCAAACUGUAAUGGCAUUUGGGGUAUUGAUCCAAAAGAUGGCAUUCCAUAUGAGAAGAAAUUCUGUGAAGGUUCACAGCCCAGGGGAAUCAUUUUGCUGGGAGACUCAGCUGGGGCUCAUUUUCACAUCUCUCCUGAAUGGAUCACAGCGUCGCAGAUGUCUUUGAACUCUUUCAUCAAUCUACCAACAGCCCUUACCGAUGAGCUCGACUGGCCCCAACUCUCUGGUGUUACAGGAUUUCUGGACUCCACUGUUGGGAUUAAAGAAAAAUCUAUUUACCUUCGCUUAUGGAAAAGAAACCACUGUAAUCACAGGGACUACCAGAAUAUUUCAAGAAAUGGUGCAUCUUCCCGAAACCUGAAAAAAUUUAUAGAAAGCUUGUCUAGAAACAAGAUGUUGGACUAUCCCGCCAUCGUUAUAUAUGCCAUGAUUGGAAAUGAUGUCUGCAAUGGGAAGAGUGACCCAGUCCCAGCCAUGACCACUCCUGAGAAACUCUACUCCAACGUCAUGCAGACUCUGAAGCAUCUAAAUUCCCACCUGCCCGAUGGCAGCCAUGUUAUUUUGUAUGGCUUACCAGAUGGAACCUUUCUCUGGGAUAAUUUGCACAACAGAUAUCAUCCUCUCGGCCGGCUAAAUAAAGACGUGACCUAUGCGCACUUGUACUCCUUCCUGAACUGCCUCCAGGUCAGCCCCUGCCACGGCUGGAUGUCUUCCAACAAGACGUUGAGGACUCUCACUUCAGAGAGAGCAGAGCAACUCUCCAACACACUGAAAAAAAUUGCAACCAGUGAGAAAUUUACAAACUUCGAUCUUUUCUACAUGGAUUUUGCCUUCCAUGAAAUCAUACAGGAGUGGCACAAGAGAGGCGGACAGCCCUGGCAGCUCAUUGAGCCCGUGGAUGGAUUCCACCCCAACGAGAGAAAGAGCGUCUUCCUCAAAGGCAUGUUAAUGACAAGCCAAACACUGGACAACCAAGAAUGGACCCAGCUAACAUCAUGGAUAAAGGGAAACCUGACAUGCGACAGCAGAACCAGGGAGUGGCUUUGCUGUUGUUUGCAGAUCGUUUCUGGGAGAAGGUGCAGCUCCAGUGGCCCCAAAUCCUGGGAAAGGAGAAUCCAUUCAACCCCCAGAUUAAACAGGUGUUUGGAGACCAAGGCGGGCACUGAGCCUCUCAGGAGCAUGCACCCCUGGGGAGCACAGGGAGGCAGAGGCUUGGGUAAACUCAUGCCACAAACCCUGUGGGGGCUGCUACGUCACAGGCCCAAAGGAGUCUCCUUAAGCAGCAUCUUUGCAAAAUGUCUUUCUCUCAACGAAGAGCAUAUCUGUAUGACUGUGCAACUCUGUAUGCUCCUGGGAUCAGUAACCCUUCCAUUGUUCCUGAAAUAACCUUUAAUAAAGUGCUUUGGGUGCUAUUCCAAGCAAGAGAGUAUCUGUGCCCUUUACAGCUAAUUGUUCUAAAAGGAGUUUCUAAAAACA